Molecule: messenger RNA, 1385 nt
Organism: Myxocyprinus asiaticus (Chinese sucker)
Lineage: Eukaryota; Metazoa; Chordata; Actinopteri; Cypriniformes; Catostomidae
Product: transmembrane gamma-carboxyglutamic acid protein 2-like
Exons: 7
Coding region: 238-840 (200 amino acids)
Cellular component (GO): extracellular region
Molecular function (GO): calcium ion binding
Source: RefSeq, a predicted model, not a curated record
GUCAAACUGGUUUCUCUCGUACAUGAUGGGUUAUUUUCGCAGCACAGGUGAAUAUGGUUGAAUUUCGUUUGCCGGCUAGUGUUAAAGCUUAGGGUAUGUUAAUUCUUUGUAUUCCUAUUGUUGAUCUAGCCACAGUAAUUCAAAGCAACAAGAGAGAAAAUCACGGGACAAUUCUGGAAGUGUUUUUAUUUUAAAGUUUCUUUUUGCGGAACACAAAAGAGCGCAAAGUUAGGGACAAUGCUGGGGUUUCCAGAGAUAUAUUUCAGUCUAAUAUCCCUGCUGCAUCUGGUUUGGGGCAGAGUAAUCUACAAUGGAAAUGAUGUGUUUCUAGAAGAGAAGUCGGCAGGCACGUUUCUCUCCCGUACACUACUGUACAACAGUUGGGACUUCGAGGUAGUGGUUCCUGGCAAUCUAGAGAGAGAAUGCCAUGAGGAAAUUUGCUCAUAUGAAGAGGCUAGAGAGGUGUUUGAAGAUGACAAACAGACGUCUGCUUUUUGGAAGGACUAUGUCAGUAGUCAUGAGACUUUGCCACCGGUGGAUGUGUCUGGUUUGGUGGCUGGCAUUUUGGCUAUUGUAAUAACGGGUAUUAUAGUCGCUGUGCUUGGCAUUUAUUGCUACAAGAACAGAGGCAAAACUGCAAGAGGGGACAGUGUUCCUGUACAAAUGGCAGUGGAUGGAUGUUCAGCACAGGAAUCUGUGCCCUUGACAAUUAUUGUGCCCCCAGGUCUUCCCUCUUACAAUGAGGCUCUGACCCGCAGUGGGCAACAUGAUGCACCCCCACCUCCUUACUCUGGGGACGGUCCAUCCGAGCCACCAGAUACUCAAGAUGCUGAUGAGUGACAAAGAGAUAUAUUGUUUUUAAAAUGGGGGGGCUGGGGCCCACAACGGGGCAUCAGCAAACUUCCAGGGGGGCCUCAAGAUGACUUAAAAAUAUUAAAAUUGUAUAAUAUUAAAAUAUGAUAGCUUUUAAUGUUAUAGGUUGUUUACUGUUAUAAUGGUAAACAUGAUGUAGGCCUACAACAUAUAAACUGACAGUUCCUGAAAUAUCUUGAAUCUCGAAUUUUAUCAUCAUAGGUAUUUUAUUUUAUUGACACUCCCAAGUUUCUGGGUGCUCCAAAUAUUGCCCUGGGCAAUAGGGGAGCCUUGGAGUCAAAAAGGUUGCGAACCAUUGUCCUUGCUGGUGAUGGUCAAGCCCAUAUUCUACAGUUAACUUUAUUUUUAUUUUUUGAAAUAGUUUUAUACAUGUGGGAGAACGCGGUCCUCCAAUGUGAACACUGUCGAUAAUUUCAAAAAUCAGGUUUGUGUUAAAUGCUUUUAUGGAGUUUACUCAAUUGUUCUUGUUAAACAGAAUUUAAACUGAAGUUGUGUUGCUAAUAAAAAUAUUA